Haplochromis burtoni (Burton's mouthbrooder) is the source of this 6006-nucleotide messenger RNA. It is a transcript of the gene bsk146, whose product is annotated as brain specific kinase 146. Lineage: Eukaryota; Metazoa; Chordata; Actinopteri; Cichliformes; Cichlidae. The record is from RefSeq and is a predicted model, not a curated record. Gene Ontology annotation, molecular function: protein serine/threonine kinase activity; ATP binding. The coding region runs from base 361 to 1701 and encodes 446 amino acids. The transcript is spliced from 5 exons. Gene Ontology annotation, biological process: peptidyl-threonine phosphorylation; peptidyl-serine phosphorylation.
GGGGGAGGGCUUUGUCUCUCCUCCCCUGCCUCUGCUCUCCUCCCAUCCUAGAGGACAGAGCGAUGCGGAGACAAUAGGACGCAGAGCCGGAGGAGGCUGCAGGAUGCUCGACACUACAUCCACCGACGCUGGUCGGAGGCUUCUCGCUGGACACCGAUAUCAGACGUUUCUCUGGGCUCACCUGGUCUUAGUAUGUGCUCACACCUCCCUGUGUGUUUACCAGUAGCAGCCUGGGCCGACAGGGCGGACUUCACAGUCUCCAUAUGUGUAUCAACUGAAAGUGACACCAGCUGUUAGCUGCUAUUGCUGCUCCUGUCCUACCCGAGUCAGUUUUUUUUGCACCCUGAAGCAGUCCGCACCAUGACCUCCUCUCCGCUGGUUUCUCGAGCCAACAUGGACAUCCUGGAUGAGCUGCAGCUGAUUGCUGCCCAGAAUUUGGAGAGACUAGAGGUCAACAAGUACUACGAGGUGAUCAGAGAGCUGGGCAAGGGAACCUAUGGCAAGGUGGAUCUGGUCAUACACAAGAUCAGAGGUACAAAAAUGGCACUGAAGUUCCUGAAGAAGAAGACAACCAAGCUGAAGUCUUUUCUACGGGAGUACAGCAUCUCCCUGUACCUGUCUCCGUGUCCCUUCAUCAUCAACAUGUUUGGCAUCGCCUUUGAGACCGACGAGUACUACGUGUUUGCACAGGAGUACGCCGUGGCGGGGGACCUCUUCGAUAUAAUUCCUCCACAGGUCGGUCUUCCUGAAACAGUAGCAAAGCGCUGUGUACACCAAGUAGCCAUCGCUCUGGACUACCUGCACUGUAAGAAGCUGGUCCAUCGGGACAUUAAGCCUGAAAACAUCCUCAUCUUUGACCGAGAGUGCCGCAAGGUCAAGCUCUCUGACUUCGGAAUGACUCGCCGGGCUGGCUCACCAGUGAAAAGAGUGAGCGGCACCAUCCCCUACACAGCUCCGGAGCUCUGCGAUGUGUCCCGCCAUGAGGGCUUCUGCGUGGACUACAGCACUGACGUCUGGGCCUUCGGUGUGCUGCUGUUCUGCAUGCUGACCGGUAACUUCCCUUGGGAGAAGGCUCUGCCCUCUGACUCUUUCUACCAGGAGUUCAUCCGUUGGCAGAGGAGGAGGACGAACACGGUGCCGUCGCAGUGGAGGCGCUUCACCGAGCAGGCCCUUCGCAUGUUCCGCCGCCUGCUAUCGGUGGAGCAGGACCGCCGCUGCUCCGUCAAAGAAGUGUUCGGGUACUUCAGCCACUCCUGGAUGUUAGACGCGGAGAACGAUAACAACAAUGGCAACACGGUUGCUGGAGGUGGCGGCGAAAGAGUUAGUGGCGGAGGCGGCGGCGGCGGUGGAGGAGGUGGAGGGGGAGGAGGAGUCCGUGGGGAGGUGGACGGCACAAUCUCGUCAUCAUCGUCCGGGGAAGAAGACGAGGAGCUUCUCGUGGAGAGGAUGAAGCAGCAGACUCUGUCACCUCGCUCCCCAGUGUCGCCCCUCUCUCCCAUGUUGCCAAUGGCGGUGAAGAGGGGGAGCGGAGGCAGCGGGGCCAAAGGAGGGAUGAUGGAACCCGGCGGGGGCCACCAUUUCGUGUCCGUCUCCACCAACAGCUCCGUGUCAUCCACCAACAGCUACGAUCGAAUGCCCCGAGAAAACGGCUCACCUGGCGGCCGCAUGCUAGUGCCGACACCCAUAGAAAUCUGCGUCUGAGCAUGUCAGGGCUCACCGGCACACACUUUUAUACCUCUCAUCCAACCACGUAGAUGUUCAUGCAUGGGAAAAGAAACAAAGCGAUAACAAAGCACUAACACGUCUCCUGUUUUAAACAUUGUGGGAAAGGAAGAGCGCAGACACACACGCGCCGGAGGACUUCCGAGGACGUCUUUGUAGAACGCACACAUUCCUCAUGAUUGGUCGAAUGUCCUGUUUUAACACUUGGAAUUCAAGGACACGUUCAAAAUGCAAGUGUAGAAAAAUGAAGAAAAAAACGCUACAUUAGAGAUUUCAACACUAAAUCGAUCUGACAAGAAGACCAAAAUAUAUUCCUUAAAGCAAUACUUGCAGCAAAAAAAAUGAAUUAAAAUAACAUAAAAAGAUAAAAAAGUCAGCAGGAGUUGGGCAGAACUCCUCGUGAUCUCUUCAACACUGAUAAGAAGGUUUUUUUUAAGAAGCCAAGGGACAAAAGAUUCGUGUUUUUGACCGAAACAGAGCUCAAGCUAACACCUUACAAGAUAAAAAGACUGACUGAGCCGUGGUUUCAGUGUUUUACUUGUAACAAGAAUAUGAAAGUGUGAAUGUGUCCGUGUGCGUCGCCGUGCGUUUGAAUCUAAAACAAGUAGUUUAAUUUUUCUUUGAGAAUUUUAUUAUUUAUUUGAAUCUUUAAAAAAAGAAGAAAAAAAAAGACUACACAAUCUAUUUUUUCUAUUUUUUUGUAAGGUAGCUCUCUUUGUUUCCCAUUCGACUCAGCAUUGUGAUAUGGUGUUGAGGUAUAGCUGUGUAACAGGUGUGGUAUGCUGCUGUACAUACUGAAUACUUGCGCAUUAUGUGAGAUGAUCUACAGCUUUCCUUCAUCUCAGACUAGAUGGAGCGAAUGCGUGCGAUGUCUCUGCUCUUCACCAUAAACAUAUCUACUUCACAGUUGGAAGACUUUUUUCUACUCACUCCUGAAAUUCCGUUUGUAUGGUGUUCCUUUGAAGCGUUUUUUCCAAAAGAGAACAAGAAAAAGAUCUGUCUGCUUUGCUCACGUUUUCAUCCAGACCUUCACCUAAAAAUGUGUUUUCUUUUAAACUUUGUCUGAAAAAGAAAAAUGAUCUGUUCCAAUUAAGUGCAGGGGGAAAAAAGCAAACACUCAAGAGUCACUUUUUAUAAACUGCAUGACGAGUAAUUCAAACUUCGAAUCUGAACCGGCUUUAGGAGGGAAAAAAAGGUAAAAUGUUGUGAUGUGAUUUUUUUUUUUUUGCAGUAGCACACUUUAUUGCAUCAUGUCCCAGAGUGAAUAUUGCUGUUAUGACCUCUUGAGACAUCCUAGGGCUAAAAGAAAAAAAAUCUGAAUAUACUUACUUAGUUUCUAUCCAGUGUGAUGUAUUUGUAAUGCUAUUAAUGUUGUGUGCUCAUCUCACCACCUUCAGGAACUAAAAAAAAAAAGCUAAGCAUGAAGACAGAGCGAGAGAUUUGAAUUUGAAUCAAAUGUAGGGACUUAAAUGUUUUGCUUUUGGAUUUAAAAAACAACAACAAAACUAAUCCAUUCCUUUUUGACUUCAUGAAUAUCAAUUGAAUUAUUUUUCUUUGGGGGGGUGGAUCAUGCGUAGUGUGUGAAUGGAUGUUCUCUGUGUUGCUUUUCAGACAUAAACUGCAUGAAACUGUAUGUGCUAAAGCCCUCUUGUGAAAAACUGCUCAGUGUUUAUCCCGUCACAGGCUGUAGCACUCUAUAGUUGUAGUUAGUAUACCGGUGACAAACAACACGUCAGUAGCCUCAGCUCGGAUCUGACAGAGGACCAGCUCAGCCCCUCCGCAUGAUGCGUUGGAUCAGCGAGAGAGUAAAUAACUGCAUCUUGUGACAAUCUCUGACCUCAUCGGCAGCCUCCUGAUUCAGAACAAAGGACGGUCCUGAUGCGGACACUGCUCCCCAUCUGUCAACUUCAAGCAGCGCUGUGCUGUGCGGAGUAAACCGUGCGAGCCCAAGCACAUCCCACACUCGCAUGACCGUAUGAAGCCACAUUACCUCAUCGCGUCAUUGUUCCUUUGCAGCGUUCACUCCGAAACCAUCUUUCAACAUUCGCGCUCUUCCCAAAUAAACGUGACGUGCUUGAAGCACCCAUGGCAACGUGCAACGAUAAGCAACGUGAGGAUUCUUGUAAAUAGAGACACGUGGGAGGUUUUAUUGACAAUUCUUGUUACGUAAAAAAGAGCCGACACCAAACCAGUCUCCCAGUAGUGUAGAUAUUAUUAUUGAUUGGUUUGUGAAUUUGUGUUUUCAGCGUCACCACUUUGCUCUUGCUCGGAAAGCAGAUGUGUCAAGCCAGAGGUGGAUCUGACUAUGAAGCGAUGUUAUGCGUUUUGUCAGUCACAAGUCACUGGCCAAUGAGCAUGGCCUCCAUAAUUCGCUUUUCUGACAAGAAUUUGCAAAAAAAACGAAUGAUGUUUUUUUUUUCAUUUACCACAAAUGACUGGAAUUCCUAUUUUAGCCACAGGGAUCAUCGCCUGGUGGUCAGUAUAAACAGUUUGGGUUUAAAGCACCUCUUUAAUGGUUUCACUUUUCAGACAUGGACACCAUGGCCACCUUUAAUACUAUUUCUGUAAAAGGGCCAGUACGUAGGGCUCGGUGAUAUUAAAUGAUAAGACUGCAGAUUGCCAGCAGCUCAAUACAACUUCUGGUGGCUUUCACCUCAUUUCAAACACAAAAAAUGGCCCUAAUAGAGCCUUUGUUUCUUUGGCACAUUCUGGGCUACACAGGCUCUCAUGCUGCUCUACAAUAUUUCAUUUUCCUUUAAGCUAAGUUUAGAUUUGCUAUAACUAAAGGGGACCUAUUCUGCUCCUUUCAAAGUAAUUGUUAUUUAUUUUAUACUGAAACGAGCUACUUUAGCCCCUCCCCUCUAAGACAACUUUCUUCUGAUUGGCUGCCAAUUGUAAACAGAAGGUUUGAACAGCAGACAGGCGGGAUGACAGUGUCUGCAGCUAAAGCUAUGUUCCUGGGAUGACUGUAUUGAGUAUAUCACCUCCCUCUCGUGACAUCAUAUUGAUCCAAGGGUAGCUAUCAGAACCUGAGUGUUUAAAACAAGUUUUAAGGUAGUUUUCAGCUCACAGGCAUUAUACAUCCAAAGACCUCACUAUCUAAGCAUCAUUAAUAUGAGUAUCUAACACUGUAACAGUAUGUUUAUGACAAAGACAUGAAAAUGAAUAAAAGGUUCCCUUUACUUUUAUGCUAUGUAGGCAGUUGAGUUUUGAAAAUUGUGUUUAGCAAACAGGAUCCGGGAUUUUUUUCAUCUGUGUCAAACAACCCCUGAAUUCAGUGUUUUUAAACUGUCUUAGUUUGGUGUCAUUCAGCUUGAUUUUUCUGAAUUAUUCUCUUGCAUUAGUAAAGAGAUCAACAUUAGCUUAUUAUACCCCUAAUGUAAGAAUAGCCUGAUGUUGCUUUUUACACAAGUAAAAUUUUAAUUAUGUCGCGUAUUUUGAAAUUGAAAUAUUCAAUUUUCUUCUUUAGCCUUGCUUCUUUUUUCCAAGCAUGGAACCAUCCGUAGCUAAAUUAGCUAGCUAACAUUUUGAUAGUGGAGACAGAGCUAUUGGUAAAGUCAGAUGUUUUAGCAUCGUCUUGCCAACAUUCUUUAAAACAGAAAAUUUGACUUUUUAUCACGUUGUCUUAUAAAACAUUAUACCCAAACCUCCAGUCUAACCUAACAAUCCAAAGUAACUGCUGUUGUUAGUUAUAGACAAUUAGCCAACAGGAUGUUAUUUCUAAUGAAUGAAUGAUGAUCAGUUGCAGUCCCUGUUUUAUGAGUUAGCAAGCAAAACACAGAAUAUCAAAAUACCAAAAAGUAAAUCUUUAUUUUGAAAGACACGCCCCGUACUGCUGUAGUUUCCUAUCAGAAUAAUUUUAAGAUAGUAAAUGAUUCACUAGAACUUGUGGUACAAGCACUGUGCUCAGAUGAAAUACCAGUGCAGUAUACAGUACGCUGCAGACGAGGACACAUCCGUUCACAAGCUGGGAGAGAAGAUGAGUGACACAAAACUAGAAAGUGAGAUGUGCAUUUGUCAUACGCCACCUUCCCCUUGCUCCCUCCCAGCGUCUGAGUCAGCCACCGCUGCCUCCUCAUCCUAUUCAUAUUGUGACGUGCUGUAAUGGCGUUCCAGUGUCUUUCUGUCCGGUGACAUAGCUGUAUUUCAAAGCAUCAUGGUUUUUGUGGCGUUUUAGUGAGUAGAUGACCACAGCACUAGAACUUGUACCCGGUUCUGUCUUUGCAAUACAACUGUCUUCCUGUAAGCUGAGAUUUAGUCAAUAAAAUAAGAAUUCUUGUUCGA